Molecule: messenger RNA, 2291 nt
Organism: Tripterygium wilfordii
Lineage: Eukaryota; Viridiplantae; Streptophyta; Magnoliopsida; Celastrales; Celastraceae
Product: protein HIGH CHLOROPHYLL FLUORESCENCE PHENOTYPE 173, chloroplastic-like
Exons: 12
Coding region: 220-1905 (561 amino acids)
Source: RefSeq, a predicted model, not a curated record
AGCGAGGGAGCGUGACAAAUCUCCUGGCUCUCCAUCUUCAUCUUGCGGUUUGAAAGUCCCACUGGCAGUCACUGUCUUCCUCUCUCGGGCUUUCUGUGGUUCACGACACACAUCUCUUUCUCUGAAUACCUCAUUAUCCACUCUUUAUUCAAAUUCUCUACACAAUCAGCUUUUCUAUACUUCCAUGAUCUCGUCAAGCACUUGUAUAAAAUCAUCAAUAUGGCUACAACCAUAACCCCUGCAACCAACACUGCCAGUUUCCGCAGCACAGUUUUCACGCCUCAAAACCACCUCUUCAAUUGCCACAUUAACCGUCGUCGCCGAUUAGUCGCUGCCAAGGGGAAUAGCGGAGACGGAGACAAUGGAGGUAGCGAUAGCAGUAGCAAAACGCAGCCGCCUUCGAUUAGCCUGGAUGACGUGAAUCCGGUAGGGCUCGGGCGGAAAUCGCGGCAGAUAUUCGACGAGGUGUGGAGGAAGUUCUCUGGGCUAGGUCAGAUCUCCAGGACGAGUCGCACCGAUGAAAGUGAGUCCUUGGAUGCAUUGCUUAUAAGAGAGGGACCUAUGUGUGAGUUUGCGAUUCCUGGUGCUGCCAAUACAACCGUCCUCGUCGUUGGCGCCACCAGUCGCAUUGGUCGAAUCCUCAUUCGCAAGCUCAUGCUCAGGGGUUACACUGUCAAGGCUCUGGUUAGAAAGGCUGAUCAGGAGGUGGUGGGCAUGUUGCCGAGGUCGGUGGAGAUUGUGGUUGGGGAUGUGGGUGAUCAGUCCACGCUUAGGACUGCCGUGGAAGGUUGCAACAAGAUUAUUUACUGCGCCACUGCUCGUUCUACCGUCACUGCCGAUCUUAACAGGGUCGAUUAUCAAGGGGUUUACAAUCUGUCUAAAGCGUUUCAGGACUACAACAAUCGGUUGGCUCAACUACGAGCGGGUAAAAGCAGCAAGAGCAAGCUGUUGCUGGCUAAGUUUAAGAAUGCUGAUUCACUGGAAGGGUGGGAAGUUCGUCAGGGUACUUACUUCCAAGAUGUGCUUGCUACUAAGUACGAAGCAGGGAUGGAUGCCAAGUUCGAGUACACGGACAAUGGAGAAGCUGUUUUCUCAGGCUAUGUCUUCACCAGAGGAGGGUAUGUUGAACUGUCGAAAAAGCUUCAGCUUUCUCUGGGUUCCACCCUUGACAGAUAUGAAGGUUUGGUAUUUUCCGUUGGUGGGAAUGGAAGAUCAUACGCUGUGAUUCUUGAAGCUGGUCCUUCUGCAGAUACAACACAAAGCAAAUUGUAUUUUGCGAGAAUUAGCACAAAAGUUGGAUUUUGUAGGGUCAGAGUGCCAUUUUCAUCUUUUCGUCCAGUGAAACCAGAAGAUCCACCAUUAGAUCCAUUCCUUGUACAUACACUGACCAUACGCUUUGAGCCGCGAAGGCAGAGAACUCUCGAUGGACCUGCAGGAGCGAAGCAAGACCUUAGAAACUUCAAGCUUAUCUUCGAAUAUAUUAAAGCCCUGCCGACUGGUCAAGAAACAGACUUUGUUUUAGUCUCAUGCACAGGAUUAGGAGUAGAACCUACCAGAAGAGAGCAGGUUCUGAAAGCCAAAAGGGCUGGGGAAGAUUCACUUAGGAGGUCAGGCCUUGGGUACACGAUCAUUCGCCCUGGUCCUUUGAAGGAAGAGCCUGGUGGCCAGCGUGCUCUCAUAUUUGAUCAAGGAAAUAGGAUUACUCAGGGCAUCAGCUGUGCAGAUGUGGCUGAUAUCUGUGUGAAAACAUUGCAUGAUUCAACAGCAAGAAACAAGAGUUUUGAUGUUUGCUACGAGUACGUUGCUGACCAAGGGAAGGAGCUUUAUGAACUUGUUGCACAUCUUCCUGAUAAAGCAAAUAACUACUUGACACCGGCACUCUCUGUUCUGGAGAAAAAUACCUGAUCAUCCUCUUUAGCAAUUUACCGUAUGCUUCUUGAGGGAAUAUCCAACCAACAGAACUGACCCCCCUCCCUCCUGAGAAAGAAAAGACUGUCCGAUACUUGUUCAUCAAUUUACAUGUAUGUUUUGUAAAGCAACCCAUAAAUUGCAUAAUUUUUUGUGUUUUGAGAUGUACUAUCAUCCUUUUCUUGGUGUCCAACGAACGGAACUGACCACUGCCUGCCCGAGAAAAAGAAGACUGUAUCCGACACUUGUUCAUAAGUUUACAUGUAUGUAAAGCGACCCCAAUUCUUUGUGUUUUGAGAUGUACUAUCAUCCUUUUCUCGGUGUGCAAAUCAUUAGUUUUCCUGGUAUUUUAUCCAUCACAUGAGAAAUCAUAAUUUGGCUAA